Cynara cardunculus var. scolymus (artichoke) is the source of this 1689-nucleotide messenger RNA. RefSeq names its product tRNA (guanine(26)-N(2))-dimethyltransferase. Gene Ontology annotation, cellular component: nucleus. Gene Ontology annotation, molecular function: RNA binding. Lineage: Eukaryota; Viridiplantae; Streptophyta; Magnoliopsida; Asterales; Asteraceae. Bases 1 to 1287 code for a protein of 428 amino acids. The transcript has 6 exons. The record is from RefSeq and is a predicted model, not a curated record. Gene Ontology annotation, biological process: tRNA N2-guanine methylation.
AUGAUAUCCGUCUGUCCAACGACCCUAUCCCCCUUCCAUCUCACUUCACCACCGCAAAACCCUAGCCACAGACCAUCCAAUCUCCGCCCUCUCACCGCCCUUGUUUCCGAUUCUCACUAUGAAACCGAAAGAGGUUUUGAAUUUGAAACCGGAGACACCUUCUUCCGCCACGAAAGCGCUACCGGCCGGGAUCUCGGUGUUCUAGCUGCCGCUCUUUAUAAGAGGUCCAACGAUAAGCUACGAGUUCUUGAUGCAAUGUGCGGUUGUGGAAUUCGAUCUCUGCGUUACUUAGCUGAAGCCAGAGCUGAUUUUGUGUUGGCUAACGAUGCAAACGAGGAUUGUAAUGGUGUUAUAGUGUCCAAUUUAUCGACGGUUUCGAGUGAGGACGAAGGGAGAUGGAAGGUCAGUCAUUCGGUUGCGAAUCGUGUUUUGGCGGAGAGAUAUGUUGAGAGGGAUUAUUUCGAUUUCAUUGAUGUUGAUUCGUUUGGGAGUGAUUCCAGUUUCUUUAGGUCUGCAUUUGAUACUGUCAAAUUGGGUGGAUUGCUUUACGUUACAUCAACCGACGGAUUUUCUUCCGGCGGCCAUCGGCCUAACCAUUCCUUAGCUGCAUAUGGAGCAUACAUUCGGCCGCAUCCCUACUCGAACGAAAUUGGUUUGCGGAUGCUUAUAGGUGGUGCUGUACGCGAGGCUUCUGUUUUGGGUUAUCACGUUUCGCCACUCUUUUCAUACUAUUCAUACCAUGGACCUGUCUUCAGAGUCUUGCUACGCGUUAACCGCGGAAAGCUACCACAUGGGCAUGUACUAUUGGUUACCGUCUGUUUGCAUUAUAGGUUUAUCAGCUACUGUGAUUCUUGUGGUAACUCUCAAGCUGUUUCAUGGGAUGAACUUGGUCAAAUGAAUUGUUCUUGUGGAUCAGAUGUACCUGAUUCACUUGUUGUUUCUGGGCCUCUUUGGACAGGGCCUCUUCACUGUGCAGCCUAUCUUACAGAAAUGCUUGGUUUGGCAGGAGAAUGGGGAUGGUUGGGCAGUGGGACAAAAAAUGAUCUCGAUAAACUAUUACAGCGGAUGAUUGAUGAAAGUGAUCCCAAUUUAUCAUUUGGUUACAUCAAACUUGAUGAGAUAGCAAGCCGUGCGAAGGUCAAUUCUCCUCCUCUAGUGACAAUAUUGAAUGCAAUCCACCAGGAGGGAUACAGUGUUAGUAGAUCUCACAUUUCCUCCAAUGCAAUCAAGACAAAUUGCCCCAUGUCAGAGUGUAUUAGGAUCGCCAAGCAACUGCGCCAAUGCUGAGUUAUAUAAAGACAGAUGGCUGUUUUUGGCUUUUUGAGUAUUGCACCACAAAUUGAACUGCAUAGUCCCAAUGGAAGCUGAUUGUUGGCACUUGGCAGGGGCCGAGUCUUCUACUACUGACCCUCCCACACACAAAAGACUAUUCUACCCUUUAUUUGCUUUCUUUCUAAUACGGACUCUGUUCUCAUCAAAGUGCCGUGGUGUUGAUAGACCUUCUAUUCUUAACAAGCAUCAAGUUUCACACAUCUCAUGUUGGCUCCACUGAUAUAAACGGCUUAAGUGUAACGCUGUGGCACACCAUAGGUCUAAUGAACACCUUUUGUAACACAAUAUUUGAUUUUUCUUGCCUUUUAAUGUCUUCUUUGUUAGUUUUUAAUAUGUAAUCUGAUUUAAAUUGUUUAA